AUGGUGUAUGAUUCGUUGACUGACGCUCCUCGCGAUUUCAGGGAGGGUAUUGACUGGCUGGUCGCCCUGAAGGGAACGGAUGCCGAAAGCAACUUGGCGGCUUUGGGUGCCGCAGUUUACAAAUUCCUCUCAGACAAUCCGGAUGAUUCUGACCAACUGCCAGCCUACCAGAAGGUUAAACUUAUUACUAAAGAGUUCUUGGAGCAAGAGGGGAUUAAGGACCGGAGGACCGUGAGGGUGAUGUUGGCGAGAUUCAACACGCCUAGGGACCUAAAAUCCUAUAUUUUAGCAAAACCUCUUGACACUUUCGAGGAUAGCGAUACUAAGAAAAUAGUAGAGGCGUGGGGUAUCACCGCUGAGAAUAUCGCAGAGAAAUUAACUCAAUCUGUGGAUGCUUGUGAGAAAUUCUUGGGUGAUAUAAAAGUUCCUGGUCAGUACAUGUCUGCUUACAGUUCGAAAGCAACGUGGGCUGAAUCAUGUUCUAAAAAACCGGAAGAUUGCGCUGCAGUCUUCGUGGGGAUUGCGCCAAUGUUAUACACGGGGCUUACGUCUUUGUGGGAUGCGACAGAUGCUGACGACUUUAGGCUGGUGCCUUCUAAGGCGAAAAAGAACUUGAACAAUUUAUUGGCCGCUUUACGUUACGUAAAGCCGGAAGUCCGCGCUAAAAUGGACCGUUCAGACGUCGUCAAUGCAUUGAGCGGUGUGGGUAUUGAUGUAUUGGACACGCUCACAGAAGUCGCUGAAUUCUGGGCUGUCUCUGGAUCGGGUAAUGCAGAAUCUGUAGAAGGUAUGAAAGGUGUAGAAACUGAAGAACUUGUGGAAGCUGGAGAGCCUGCGGAGCAGCCUGUAGAUGCUGAGAAAUCUGAAGGUGAUGAAGGUGUAAAGUCUGUAGAGGAGCCCGUAAAAUCUGUGGAGGAGCCCAUAAAAGCUGAAGCAACCGUAAACGUUGUAAAAACCGUAAAAGCUGUAAAGGCUGCGAAAAAAGCAGCGAAAAAAGUUGCCAAAAAGGCAAAACAGAAAAAGAAUCUGACUCAGGAUCCCCAGUGA
This is a messenger RNA of Babesia ovata, 1047 nucleotides long. RefSeq names its product Probable serine threonine- kinase kinX, putative. NCBI's taxonomy places the organism in Eukaryota, Apicomplexa, Aconoidasida, Piroplasmida, Babesiidae. The transcript has a single exon. The coding region runs from base 1 to 1047 and encodes 348 amino acids. The record is from RefSeq and is a predicted model, not a curated record.